AAUGUCUAAGGAAUCGUGUAAAAAGAAUCCCUUAUUUUUUCUCUCACCAUCACGUCGAAAUUUAUCCGCCGGUGAGACAAAUAACAAAAGAGAGAUAAAAUGUCGCAAGUAGUAAGAUCCGCCAUAACCAUAACACCCUUCUUCCACCGCCAAUUACUCCAUUUUAUCUCCCUACAAACACCCACAACCUCCCACCAUCGUCCUCUUCUUUCUCGUCACCGCCAUACCCACAUUCAACCUCAAGCUCUUCGUCCACCACAAGAGCUUGAACUUGAAAAAAACACCUUUAGAAAUAAUAUCAAAAUUGAAUCAGAUGAUGAGGAAGAUGUUGAGGAUAACAAGAAGAAGAAAAGGAGAAGCAGAAAUGAGAUGAAACGUGAAGCUCGUCAAGCUGUUCGAUGGGGAAUGGACCUUGUUUCUUUUACUACUCCCCAAAUUAAACUCAUUCUCAAGGCCGCUUCACUCGAGGAAGAGGUUUUCGAGGCUUUAAUGUUGGUUAAGAGACUAGGAUCUGAUGUUCGUGAAGGGAAAAGAAGGCAGUUCAACUACAUAGGUAGACUGCUUCGAGAUGCUGAUGCACAGCCAGAUUUGCUAGGAGCUUUAAUUCAAGCUACCAAAGAUGGUGAUCAAUCUAGAUUUCAAGCCUUGGCCGGCUUAGAAAAACAGGUUGAUCAAAGCCCCAAAGAGUUGUUUAAUGAAUCUGAAUCUGAAUCUGAAUCCGAAUCCGAGCAGGAAAUUGAGUAUUCUGGUGAACAUGUUAUGCUAGCGAGCAAAUGGUUUAAUGGUCUUAUCGAAAAGGAUAUCCAAACAAGCAAUGAAGUCUAUUCUAUUGAUACUGUGGAUUUUGACCGCCAGGAGUUGCGGAAACUUGUCCGGAAAGUGCAUAAUCUACAAAAUCGGCAGAGUGGCACUGAAGAGAUCCCAGUAAAGAGCACUGAACUAACAGCUGCUGAAAAGUCGCUCAAUCGUUUCCUUUGUUCGCUGGCAAAACAGCACUCGAGUUCUCAAUUAGUUGAUGUAUAGAAUAGGCUAGACAUUGUAAUAUAUAGUUCUAUAUUGUUUUAGAUUACAUCAAAUUUGAAAGAUAGUAAAAUCUUCAGUUGCCCGAGGUUCAGAUUGGCAUGACAAUUCUUGGACCCAACCUGGAUCCGUGAAUCUAGAGCCACUUAGACACAUACCCGUCAUAGAGUAGGGCUUGAAGAUGGUGGCUGCUUUUGAAGAUGGAGGGUCGAUUAUGGCAUAUAAUAUCACAACAAUAACAUCGCCUUCCAUGAAGCUGCCUGAUUCGGACCUUGACCCAUCCUGUUGAACAAAUCUACUAAGCACCAACGUUUUUCUAUUUGCGCCAUAUUUAGAGUCUCAAGCAAGCUCCUCGAGAUUGGCUGACUAAAAUUGCCUUAUGCUUUGCAUAAGUACAAGUCUCCGCAAUUUAUUUUACGUGAAGGUAAAUAUAUAUGUCUAUGCAGUCCGUGUGGAAAAUAUAUUGAUGGUCGACAAUAACUUUGAAGUGUAAAUAUGUUUUCCACAAUUGCUUUAAAUUUAAGGUGAAGGAUUAUGGGUUGAUACUUGCAAAA
Amaranthus tricolor (Joseph's coat) is the source of this 1574-nucleotide messenger RNA. RefSeq lists its product as uncharacterized. Lineage: Eukaryota; Viridiplantae; Streptophyta; Magnoliopsida; Caryophyllales; Amaranthaceae. The coding region runs from base 100 to 1023 and encodes 307 amino acids. The record is from RefSeq and is a predicted model, not a curated record. The transcript has 6 exons.